Fimicolochytrium jonesii is the source of this 2334-nucleotide messenger RNA. Its product is annotated as dynein light intermediate chain-domain-containing protein. The transcript is spliced from 8 exons. Gene Ontology annotation, cellular component: cytoplasmic dynein complex; centrosome. The record is from RefSeq and is a predicted model, not a curated record. The coding region runs from base 1 to 2073 and encodes 690 amino acids. NCBI's taxonomy places the organism in Eukaryota, Fungi, Chytridiomycota, Chytridiomycetes, Spizellomycetales, Powellomycetaceae. Gene Ontology annotation, biological process: microtubule-based movement; microtubule cytoskeleton organization. Gene Ontology annotation, molecular function: dynein heavy chain binding.
AUGGCGUCCGAUAUCAACCCUCCUACCAGCAGCAGCAGCGGCCGUAUCUCCCCUCGUCGCCCACUUCCAAACGGCAAAACCGUCGACACCGCUACGAACCCUGACGCGCAAGGAACCGCAGCCGCAGAAACAGAAGGCAUCUGGGACACCAUUCUCAAAAGCGUCGCAACGACAAAAGUCACUCAAACAAAGAAGCUGCUGGUCGUCGGCGACGCCCAAGCUGGCAAAACCACCGUGAUCAACGCGAUCAAACAGUUCAAGGAGGAAGAGGUCACAUCUCGGAAAAAGGCUACAUUCACUGCACCAGUGGAGCUGGCCCUUUCGUACAACUAUAUGGAUGUAACGGACGAGGAGAACGAAGACGUCAUUGCACGCGUGGGGAUAUACCAGCUGGCCAGUGAUGCGGCCUUUGAGAACCUGAUGCGAUUUGCAUUGAGUUCGGAGGAUCUCGCCGAUGCCUUGGUGGUGAUUGUGAUGGACUGGACACGGCCCUGGACGUUCGUGCGCGUAUUGGGGAACUGGCUCAGCGUAAUAGAGCGGCACAUCAACAAAUUGUUAGAAAAGGAGCCAGAUAGGCUGCGACACCUCCAAGAGCGAGUGGAGGCUUACUACCGCGGAUAUCGAGAGCCUGCCCCGGACGUCCAAGGGUCGACCGGAGACCUGUCCGGGAGAGAAUCAACCACUGCCAGAAUCAGUGCCCAACACCCGGUCGAGACACCUUUGGAUCAAGGGGUUCUGACGAAGAAUCUCGGAAUACCAAUAGUAUUUGUGGCAGCCAAGUCCGAUGCUACGACCGCGCUGGAACGCGAUCGCGGAUUGAAAGAGGAGCACUUUGACUUUAUCCAGCAGACACUGCGGACACUGUCUCUGAAAUACGGCGCGUCUUUAUUUUACACUUCCACAAAGCGCUCAGAUACACUCGACAACCUCCGCAGCUACAUCCUCCAUCGUCUGUUCUACCAUCCAGGGCCAAGCUCCGGACCGAACAACCAGUUGCGACCACCGCCCACAUCGGUCGCUGAUACGUCCGUGUUCCAGUACACACAUCGGCCACAAGUGGUCGAUCGCGACACGGUGGCUGUACCAUGCGGUUGGGAUAGUUGGGGGAAGAUAAGGGUAUUGAGAGAAGGCUUUGACUGCGCGGCGAUCGCGGAGGGAGAAAGUCCGGCGGUUAGUCCGAGGGGCAGUGGCGACGGACAUAUCGUUCCAUCGAGCAAGUCGGCAGAGAUUUAUGAGACGGUGAUUCCUUCGCCCUCCGUACAAGAGUCAUUACUGGCAGACCCCACGAUGACGAUCGAAUCCGAGCAAACCUUCCUCGAACGGCAUCUCGAGAUCCUGCAAACCACCGCUGCAUCCUCCCCUCGCGGACCGAAUCGCUCGCCGUCAAGCUCCACUACCUCGUUACUGGACGGGAAGAAAACCUCUCGUCCGUCGACUGCGAGCGCCGGGAACUCGCAGGCAUCGGUGAAGGUAAAAUCUGCGGCGGCGUCGUCACCAGAUGACGCGGCUGCUCGGUUGUCGAAGGUUACGAGGAGGGACUCGAGCACGACAAAAAGCACCUCUCCCCAACCCUCCCCGACAUCCGUCGACCACAACUUCUCCCUCUCUAUCCCCGCCACCGCCAAAAUCGCCGCUCGCAGCCGCAGCGGAACAACCUCCUCCCCACUUAGCCCGCCCGCCACCCACUCAUCCACCUCCGCCCUCUCCACCGCCUCAAGUUCCACAUCUGUCGCCCCCAACACAUCCAGCAGCGCCCCAACAACACAAUCUACAACCACAACCGCAGGAGGUGGAGGCCCACCCCUAUCCUCCCAAAACGAAGUCCUAGCAAACUUCUUCCAGUCCCUCCUCGCCAAAAAGACGACCACCGCGACCAGUCUAUCCACCACCGGGUCUGCACAGGGGUCGUUGACUUCGUUGCAUGCGGCUUCGGGGGGGAGUACGAGGGGUAGUGUUGUGAAUAGGGGUGAGAAGGAGAGGGAGAGGGAGGGUGUGUUGCCAGGGGUGGCGAGGAGGAUUUCGGGGCUUGGGGGAACAGGUGGGGAGGGAAGGGCGGAGGAGGGGAGGAAGUGAGGGAAGGUGGUUAUGUGAUGUGCUGUGUGUGCCUUUUGCGUGCGUGCGAGAAGGGCGAUUAGGGCGAUAUGCUCAGUCGCCCCCUCUGAGCACCUAUGUUACUGCCCUUGUCAGGAUAGAUCCACCACGGAUAUCAUAUCUUGCGCACCCCCAUCCCUUCCCAAUCAGCGCCCGUAGAUACCGGAGAAUCAUUGCAGCUGGAACCGCAUCUACCGACUAUAUGUUUAUAUCCCAUCUGAAUUCACAUACUGAUGAGACGAC